AUGUGUGCGGAUGGGUGCGGCUCACAAAAUAAAAACAGUACAAUUAUCGCUAUGGUUGCUUACUGGUUAACGAAUUGCGCCCCAACGAGUGUCAAGACGGUCGAGCUUAUAUUUCCUGUCCCCGGACAUUCAUUUAUGCCGGCCGAUCGUGUUUUUGGACAUAUUGAAAAAGAAGUCAAAAACAAAGAAGUGAUUAUAGAUCCAUCCGAAUAUAGAGACAUAUAUAAUCAUUAUGGCGUUGUUCGCAAAUUGGGUGAGAACUGUGUAGUGAAGGAUUGGAAGACCUAUGCGAGUGAAACAAUGAAACCGCCAGCCAAAUACCACUUCAAAUUUGCAGAGUGCAAGAGGUAUUAUGUAAGCAGAGUGAAGAAUAAUCCUAGACGGUUCCUUCUCAGAGGAGAAGUCAAUUAUAAAAGUGACCUUGGCGCAGCCAAAAGCGUAAUGAAAAGAGGUGUAUCGUCAACGUCAGAGUUUGGCAUCAGAGACAUCCCACCAUUCCAAGCACGCAUAUCUGCUUUGAAACUUGAAGACGUUAACAACCUGUUGUUAAAGCAUUUUGGUGAUAAUUGGAAAUCGGAGCUUGGAUCUGAUAAGCUCUUAUUUUAUAAAAAUAUUCUGGAAACCACAAAUUUUGGUGAACCAGAAAAUGAAGAGCAUUGUGAAUACCUGGAAGAAGUUGGAUUGAGCAUUUAA
Messenger RNA from Arctia plantaginis, 693 nucleotides. The record is from the annotation of a GenBank genome assembly. NCBI's taxonomy places the organism in Eukaryota, Metazoa, Arthropoda, Insecta, Lepidoptera, Erebidae.